CCCUUCUGAUACCUAGUCUACCAAGCACGUCGCUACAAUCAUGCUCUCUUAUACUGGUAGCGGUCCUUACUGCUAUGCCCACAGUUUGUACAUGAUCCUCCUAGCCUCGGGCUAUGAUCCGCAAUCGCUACCUUCGUCGGGCUUCAUUGAGUGUCUCACAACAAUGCCCUUUGGUAAACACUUCAUUUGCCUUGAAACUGGUCCGGUUUCCUUCUUCAAUAACCCAUACACGAAUCCGGAUGACGGUAUUAAUGUGGCCCUUAAGGCGAUGGGCUGGAAUUGCAAUAACCACCGCGGUGGCGAUGCUGCUUCAGCCCUCGUUGCACUGCGGGAAGCAGUCAUCCAUGGGCCCGUCCUAGCGGGCCCUCUCAAUAUGGGCUAUCUGUCUUACAACCCGGACCAUACUGCGCUUAACGGAGCUGACCACUUCCUUGUGGUUUUGGGCGUGGAUGACGACAAGGGAAUGGUUCUGCUACACGAUCCGGCGGGAUAUCCAGCCGUGCUCCUACCGCUAGAAGAAUUUAUUGAGGCAUGGCGUGGUGAAGGUAUAGAGUAUAUCAACCAGCCAUUUGUGUUCCGCUCCCACUUUCGUCACGUUGAGGAUGUUUCCCGGGAAGAUAUGGUGGUGCGCACGAUUGGCACGCUUCAUGACCAGAUUAAAAGCAAUGCCAUGUUUCCUGGUUCAUCUGGCGGGGUCUUAGCGCUGCGGUUAACUCUGGAGGCUGUGAAAGAUGUGUUGCCGAGUGUCGUGAAUGACCUUGCUGGAUUCACUUUCCCACUCGCGGCAAGGCGUUAUCUAGAUGCGAGGGACUUCCUAGCUGAAGCUGGCCUGGUGAACGCUGCUGGAAUCAUGGAACAACAGGCAUUGUUAGCUGGAAAGGCACAAUACCCGGCUGCGCACGGAAAUUGGAAGGAGGUUAUUCUGGUUCUUGAGAGAUUUAUUGAUCUUGAAGAUCAGCUAACAAAGACCUUCAAGGCCAUGGCUUAGCCUGAGUCCAAUUGUACGCAAGCAGUUCUUCGCUGCGGUUAUGUUGUUUUAUUGAUGAAGCAGCUUCAUCUCUGAGCACAUUAAGACAGGUGGUAAAAAGACAAUUUAAGGCGGUUAUAUAGCCAUAAAUAACCUGAUAUUGAAUUGCAAUUAUUUUACCCUCUAUUUAUAUCCCUUACAACCAUGGCAUAUGUCAAAUGUUGCGUAGGCAGGCACACCAACUUAGUUUCAUAGCUGGUUUCCC
Aspergillus alliaceus is the source of this 1232-nucleotide messenger RNA. Its product is annotated as NlpC/p60-like transpeptidase-domain-containing protein. The coding region runs from base 41 to 988 and encodes 315 amino acids. The record is from RefSeq and is a predicted model, not a curated record. Lineage: Eukaryota; Fungi; Ascomycota; Eurotiomycetes; Eurotiales; Aspergillaceae. The transcript has a single exon.